This is a messenger RNA of Ornithodoros turicata, 2400 nucleotides long. Its product is annotated as neprilysin-1-like. Gene Ontology annotation, biological process: protein processing. Gene Ontology annotation, cellular component: plasma membrane. The record is from RefSeq and is a predicted model, not a curated record. Bases 13 to 2226 code for a protein of 737 amino acids. The transcript is spliced from 2 exons. Gene Ontology annotation, molecular function: metalloendopeptidase activity. NCBI's taxonomy places the organism in Eukaryota, Metazoa, Arthropoda, Arachnida, Ixodida, Argasidae.
GGAAUGCGUUGAAUGCUCCGACACAUUCUUUUCGUGCCUAACUUAAGCGUAAACCUGAUUAUUCCCCGUACACUAUACGUUCUCAUUGUUGAAUUACAUCCAGGACCACCGAUGAGCCUCUGGGCCUGGGGUAAGUUGCCUAUGUCGCAGGAGUCAACUAGCGGCAGUCCUGGUUCACCAAGUGAAUCACAGCACUCGCAGAUCGCAAGACCAAAUCGCACGUGGCUGCAAGCCGCAAUGAUCGUCAUCGGCGUCAGUUGUACCGUCGUCAGCUUCAUAGUGAUCGGCCUCAUCUUUCACACGACAAGACAUGAACGCAACUUCUCGUCACAGAAGCUCAUGACAUGCGCCACACCUGCCUGCCACAAUUUCGCAGCUCUGCUUUCAAGCAGCAUGGAUGAGCACAAUGAACCUUGCGACGACUUCUACCUGCAUGUGUGCGGCGGAUGGAGGAGGCGCUUCUCGGCGUCUGUUUACGAGGUUCAUAUUAGGAAGUUUACCAACGAAUUGACCGAAAGCUUGAGGAAAGUUAUCAUCCCGGUAUCCGGACAGACUGCUUUCGAGAAAGCUGCUGCCCUGUUCCAGAGCUGUGAGUCCGUAGCGCGCGGAGAACUGGAUGAAGUGGACAACUUUAAGCUGAUACUGAAAGAAGCUGGGCUGUUUUGGCCCAGGCCGUCGCAAGCUCCUGACGUUCUGACGUCGAUGGUGCUGAUCUCGAAUGUUCUUCAGUUACCGACACUAAUGUUAUUUUUUAAGAAAGUCAUGAACGGCACACACUUCGCUCGUAUAUCUCCGUGCAGUGCAAUUGAAAGGAGCCGGCGCAGGCGGUCGUCCAUAGAACGAAGUCACAGUGGUCUCAUACCGAGAGGGUCAACUCCCUACGAGCGCUAUUACGGCACAUUUUUUGACGCGUUUACGAGCCGUAACGAAAAUACCACAGGUUAUAUGUCGUACGAAACCUUCCGCGACGUGGAAUACCAAGUGUUCAAAUACCUCGGUCCACACGACCAAUCCAGGGCGCCACGUAUUCUCGACCCUGAAACGUUCCAUCACCUCACACCUGCUAUUUCAUCAGAUAGGUGGAAAACUGCACUAGAAAAGCACCUCGGAAUGCCUUCCGACACGCCCUACUUUAUCAGUCUAGGUAGCCACGAGUACGUUUUCCAGUUCAACAGACUACUUGCAGAAGUAGGGGAAACAAAUUUACACCUUUAUGUUGGCUGGACAGCAACGCAGGGCGUUGCAUACGUCCUCAAUAAAGAUCUAUCGCUUGCAGUAUGCGGUGGGGAAAACGCAUCACAGGAAAUCACACCUGCCUUCUGCCUUCGCCUGACUGAAAAUGUCAUGGGCAUCCUAACGUACAAGAGCUACCUUUCGAAGCAUUUCACGAAACCCGUGAGGGAUGGCGUUAACAAAUUGAUCGAAAACGUUCGAGAGUCAUUUGAACGAAUGAGCGCGUCGACGUCAUGGUUACGUACCCAAAAUGAUUCCACCUUCGACCUGAACAGGGAAGCAAACUGGCUGGUAGACCGUUGGGAUCGCAGUGAAGAGUCUGACACCAUAAUUGAAGACGUCUACUCAGGGCUAGCAGACAUGAACACGUCGGUGGCGAACAAUUGGGUGCGUGGAAUCAAACUUAAGAGAGAACUGAAUGAGAGCACGGCGUGGGAGGUGGCAUCCCAGUAUAUGCAGCAUAUCAUAGGGCUAGACGGUUACUCCACAAGAGACGACCUCCAAGACAUGUCUUAUAUCAGCCCAUAUUCCCUGACCCUUCCUGUUUACGAACGAGACCUAAUCGACGCAGUGAAGUACGGUGCGCUCGGAUCACUGGUAGCGAUGAGCUUAUUUGACCAACUCUAUCGCAAAUUUCUACAGUUUAACAAGAACGCAAAGGAGAAACUUUCCUGCUUCAACAAUAAUACGGAAGACACGCUGCCGUCAGAAUUAGUCUCAAGAGCUGUAUCUGUGGACGUCUUGUGGGAAGCAUUCUACGCAGCCCGACCGAAUUCUACACGCGGUAGGCUAAGAGGUCUGACACAUUACAACGAUGAGCAAAUAUUUUUCAUUGCUCUUUGUUACUUACAGUGCACUGGAAGAAUUCCUGCUGAGGCAGCAAGAGCGCUGUGCAACGAACCUCUCAAGCACACCGCGAAGUUUGGAGAUACGUUUAAAUGCCCGAAAGGGUCACUAAUGAACCCAAUAAGGAAAUGUUCAUACUUUUAUUAACUUCGAAGGGCUGCCUUCGAAACAAUACAGCAGUACAGAACAGUUUCAACACAGUUACAAAUGCGCACAGGACUUCGUCUGAUAAAUACGGUAUCCAUUUUAUUGUGUACUUCCAGACUUUCGCAAGUGCGUUGUGUAAACUACUGCUGUAAUGAAACAAGUUGAUGCUGCAUA